AGGAUUUUCAGUUUCUAGAUCAGUUCUCCAAGAAUCAGGAAUAACUUCACAUCUCUGUUCGUCCAAUAACUCUCAAAAAAUGAAGACAUAUCUUCUAUUAGUGGGAAUCCUUGUUGUUGGGUUAAGCAACGCUGACUCAUUGGGGGCGUUUAGAAAACGCUUUAAUGGAAAUCCGCAACCAGAAAUUGAAAGUCCAGAAGAUCGGUUCAGGAUGAAUUUUGGGCUCCGAACUGACGACCAAUCAGCCUCAUUCGUUCCGGCGUCUGAUGCACCGCCACCUUGUUGUAAACCAAUUUACAGGACCGCUAACCCUGCUGUUCAACCAGAGCAACAACCCACGCCUAAAAUUCCUGCUCCAGUUAGACCCACAAUUUAUUUCCAAGCGGACAGCUACCGAGUUAUGGACAGACACCGCAAUCGAGAACUCGUCCUUUUCGACCCCGAAGCCUGGGUGCGCAACUACCCUGGAACACCUUUCCCUUCGGAGCUCGAUGUCCCACCACGCUGGUAUGUUUACAACGCCGUGACUGUCCAAGCUCCAAAACCAUACGUUGACGAACGGGCCCUUCGAGAACGAGUUUACACAGGAUACUACUAUGCGUGCCCUGAGAAAGUGUCCCCUUACCAUUUCUCAUGGUUCAUGAGAAACGAUCCUGUCAACCCUUGCAAGUGGAUCUUCUAUCAAAGCGUACAGGAUGCCGGUGGUUUGGGUACUAGGCCCGUUCCCUAUUAAUAAUUGGUAAUCGUUAACCACAUAUGGCACAUGCAACAUAAUGCACUUUCACUGCAAAAUGUUUUUGCACUUUGACAAAACAAUUGACUGUUGAACUCUGUUUACCUUGCUGUUUCUUGUUUCUAAUAAAAUUAUAUGCACAAUUA
Folsomia candida is the source of this 879-nucleotide messenger RNA. RefSeq lists its product as uncharacterized. The coding region runs from base 80 to 733 and encodes 217 amino acids. NCBI's taxonomy places the organism in Eukaryota, Metazoa, Arthropoda, Collembola, Entomobryomorpha, Isotomidae. The record is from RefSeq and is a predicted model, not a curated record. The transcript is spliced from 3 exons.